ACUAAUGAUAGAUAAUAUGCAAUAUACUUUACCUAUAUCGAUGACAGCUUUAAAAAUCUGCAUUAUUUGGUACAAACAAGAAGGUACAUCAUGUUUAGCAGAGUGUUUUCUUAUCAUAAUAACAUUUAUCUUUUAUUGAAUUUGUAAACGUACAAAAAUAUCCGUAGAAAAAUAACACAUUAGUCUCUCUUAUAGUUUUAGCACCUCUAAUUGAUAUGAUUGAAGGAGAUUGGAUGAAGGUAAAGAUUAAAGAGGAGCGAGGCGUUAUGCUAAGAUAUGCCAGGAUUUCUCGAGCGAUCGCUGUAUGCGCACUAUUCUUGAUAUUUUCUGCAUUAAUCGUUAUAUUGGGUUUACCGUGGCUCGAAAUAACGAAGAGAUUAGUGACUAAUUUAACGGAGUCUGGAAAACAUUUGCCGAUAUCAUUAUACUACCUACACGAUGUCACAAAAAGUCCACAGUUCGAGCUGACGCUACUGGCGCAAACAAUCGCAUUGUCCAUAGGUGGUAUCUCUUACACUGCAAUCGACAACUUGUUCGCACUAUUGGUUUUUCACGUGUGUGGUCAAUUAGAAAAUUUACAUUUGCGGUUUUCACAUAUGAAGAAGUAUUCCAACUACGAUGAAAUUUUAAAAUAUAACGUCCGGGAUCAUAUUCGUUUGAUCAGGUACACAAGCUAGAUUGUCAAGCAAGUCUAUCUAAAUAGAAAUUGUUCGAACAAUCGAGUAUUUAAGCACGAUAUAAAAUUAUAUCUUUCUCUAAAGAGCAGUUGCUGUUUCAGAUCUGUCGAAGUUAUCGAUGAUUCUUUCAGUUUAAUGUUUAUGUUUGACGACAGACGCUUCCUUCUGCGCUCCGGUAACAUUUGUAUGAAAUGACACGUGUUGCUAAUAUGGCCAACCUAUAGUGCCAUAACCUAUAAUGCUAUAUAUGAUUGAGCAUUAUCAAAAUGUUUUUACUUUUCUACUUUCAGAUAUGAAUUCUGAUCUUCUAAAAAAGAAGCGUAGUAAAUGGACACAAGAAAAUCUG
Molecule: messenger RNA, 1023 nt
Organism: Odontomachus brunneus
Lineage: Eukaryota; Metazoa; Arthropoda; Insecta; Hymenoptera; Formicidae
Exons: 1
Coding region: 216-677 (153 amino acids)
Biological process (GO): detection of chemical stimulus involved in sensory perception of smell; sensory perception of smell
Cellular component (GO): plasma membrane
Molecular function (GO): odorant binding; olfactory receptor activity
Source: RefSeq, a predicted model, not a curated record